Messenger RNA from Letharia lupina, 1557 nucleotides. RefSeq lists its product as uncharacterized. Lineage: Eukaryota; Fungi; Ascomycota; Lecanoromycetes; Lecanorales; Parmeliaceae. Bases 1 to 1557 code for a protein of 518 amino acids. The transcript has 3 exons. The record is from RefSeq and is a predicted model, not a curated record.
AUGGCGACCACUAUCAAUGUUGUCAAGCUAGAGCCUACCAAUGACGGCCAGGACCCUCCCAAGAUCCUCAAUUUCGAGACGGUCGCUUCCUACAAUUGGCUGGACGAACCAACGCCAACCAUCCUUGUGCCAGGCACUCCGCCAAUCUGGGUUCCACCUCAGAUAAGCCCAGCGCUGAAACCAGACAUCGGAGGCCGUUACGUUGAUCAGAAUGCCGACCGCACUCCUGGAUCGCCAUUGCAAGCCUUGAUCCAUGCUGUUCAAACCUGUCAGCCAGACUUUGACUUUACGAACGUCGACAUCGUCACCGAUAGAAAGCCUGUACGCUGUCUCCUAGGCUUUGUGAAUGCCGAGCCUGUCGCGUUCAAGUUUGGUAUCUCUGUCGUUGGCAACACUGCAUUGUUCACCCGCAUGGAGGAGAGAACUCGGGACCAACCUUCCAGGCGCUACAAUGGAUAUCGAGACGCUUUCGAACAACAGUAUACUAAGAUUCCCGCUUCCGCAGCUCGCAGCACCUCCCAUCAUCGUGUGGUGAAAUAUGACUUCGCAGACCUGACAAUCCUCGUUCGUUAUGCGGUUGAUGCGUAUCUGGGAGAUCUCGCAAAGGCGCUCAUGCACGCCGAUGGCAUUGAAAACACCGAUCCGGGGCCUCUGGUCAAACAACGCGAGAACAUGAACAUCGAGGGAAACCCUCCAUCCAAGACCCUAUCAAGCAACACACCAGUCACAGUCAUUGAUGGCGGUCGUCACAUUCCUCAUGCGGCCACUUUAGAACUUACGACGAGAACAAAGCACAGUCAAGCCCCUGACAGCAUCGAGCAGAAGCUGCCAGACUUUUGGAUCUCGCAAACUCUGAACUACCAUUUGUGCCUCCAUCGUGAAACAAAGGAGAAAUCAAGCCGCUCGACCAUUUUCCAUCGCAUAAGACUCAUCCCCAUGGGCGAUUUGUUAUUAGACUGGGAAAAGACUAAUGCAGAGAAGCUGCGCGCUUUGGGGCAUGUUUUGAGACGAGUCAUAGAGGCAGCUAAAGAGCUCGGAGGAUCUUGCAUUGUGAGCUCCGAUAAAAGCGAAGGGGCAUCACUCAAGGUAUCCAGAGCUGAAGAGGAUGAAGUACCGGCGCUGCCUAAGGAUAUGCGAUCUCUUUUUCUACCAAUCAAGAAUGAGGCAGUGGAUGUGCCGAUGAAGCAAGAGGAGGUUGCCGGCCAAGAUGGGACACGGAAGCGAAAAUCUGGUACUGAGCAUGCUCCCGAAUUGACAGGCUCGCCUCCUGCAAGAAGAACGGCAUUGAAUUCAAUUUCCCGCACUCCUGGAGAAGUCACUGUACCUACUGAAGACGGAGGGGUUACCAAAACAGCAAGCACGAGAGCCUACGAUGGAACACGCAAACGAAAGCUCGACGCCGAGGACGCCCCAGAGCUGACAGACUCGCCCCCUGCUAGAAGGAGAGCACUGAAAUCAGUAUUGAGCACUUCAGAAGAGGUUGUUACAACCAUCAAAGAAGAGGAGCCGAGUGUGAAGAUAAAGGACGAGCCCGUGGACACCGAGAUGGCAUUGUAG